AUGUCAGACCUGCCUGUACCUAGUGAGGUACCCGACGAGGAAGAAGAAGCGCUACAAAGAUUUCUCGGGACGACGUCGUUUGGCAAACAAUCAAAAGGUGCCCAAGCCGACUACAGAUUUGAGCAGAGCAAAAGGCAACAACCCGUAAUUUCGCAACCUGAUAAGAAGGCCAAUGAUUCUGAGGACUCGGACUCGGAUGACGACUCGGACGACGAUGACGAUGAAGAUGAAUACCCUGUAUCGCACGAGAUGGUCUUCAAGACACACGACCGCGCCGUCACAUCCAUCACCCUAGACGCGUCGGGAGGACGAAUGGUCACUGGCUCCAACGAUUGCACCCUCAAGUUCCACGAUUUUGCAUCCCUCACUCCUUCGACCAUCCGCGCCUUCAAGUCCGUUGAUCCCUCGUCCGUCAAAGGCUCUGCCUCAACCGAAACUCACCCCGUUAAUCACGUCUCUUUCAACCCUAUCUCGCCCAGUACAAUCCUCGCCAUUACCGCUCAUCCACAACCCCGUAUAUUAGACCGCAAUGGAGAGACCCUUGCCGAGUUUGUAAAAGGCGACAUGUACCUGCGCGACAUGCAUCACACCAAAGGUCACAUAUCCGAAGUCACUUGCGGUGUCUGGCAUCCUCAAGAUCGCGACAUUUGCGCAACCGGAGGAACAGACUCAACCGUUCGCAUCUGGGACGUGAACAAUCCUAGGCAACAGAGGAACGUCAUCGUCCACAAGUCGCGAGCUGCUGGUUCAGCCGGAAGGACACGAAUCACUGCUCUCUCAUGGGCUGCCAGUCCUCAAUCUAAUCUCCUCGUUGCUGCUGCCCUCGAUGGCAGCCUGGUCAUGUGGGAUGGUAACGGCCCCUAUACCAGACCUGCUGCUGAGAUUCGCGAUGCACAUACCAAAGACACUUGGACUAGCAGCCUGCAAAUCAGCUCGACUGGUCAACUUGUCCUGACGCGUGGAGGUGAUGAUACCAUCAAACUUUGGGAUACCAGAAAGUUCAAGCAGCCGCUAAGGACUGUUGAGUUCCCUUCAAUGUCUAGCCAAUACCCUACUUCAAAUAUUUGCUGGUCGCCAUCAGGUACUGAAGUGCUCACAGGUUCUGCGAAUGGCGAUCUCCAUAUCCUGAACCCUGCGACACUGAAGUCCGAGUUGGUGACUCCAGUGACGCCAGGCUCUGCCCUGAUCAGCGUCUACUGGCACAAAGAGUUGAACCAGAUUAUAACCGGAUCGGCUAACGGAGAGACACAUGUUCUCUACAACCCAGAUAUAUCACAAGGUGGUGCGAAGACUGUCAUGCUCAAGGCCCCCAAGCGUCGUCACAUUGAUGAUGACCCUAAUCUGACCAUGGAUCUGUCUCACGGUAUUGGUGGGGACGCUGUCAUUCUGCCCGGAGGUUCCGCUCCAUCCGCUGCUUCCUUCGCAUCAAGACACCCUACAAUUGGUCUGACAGCUUCUGGUAAAUCAAGAGAUCCCAGGCGGCCACAUAUCCCCAACACUACGCCAUUUGCAAAGAGCAAUGCAGAUGAAGCUUACAUUAGGGAACACAUUCCUCUCAGCGGCAUGCGCGAGGAAGAUCCAAGAGAGGCGCUUCUCAAGUAUGCUGAUAAGGCCAAGAAUGAUCCCAUGUUCACAAAUGCAUGGGCUACCACGCAACCAAAAACGAUAUACGCCGAGCUGAGCGACGAAGAAGAGGAUGGACCUGACAAGAAGAAAGUUAGGCGAUGA
Molecule: messenger RNA, 1728 nt
Organism: Aureobasidium melanogenum CBS 110374
Lineage: Eukaryota; Fungi; Ascomycota; Dothideomycetes; Dothideales; Saccotheciaceae
Product: WD40 repeat-like protein
Exons: 1
Coding region: 1-1728 (575 amino acids)
Biological process (GO): regulation of DNA double-strand break processing
Cellular component (GO): site of double-strand break; nucleus
Molecular function (GO): protein binding
Source: RefSeq, a predicted model, not a curated record